CACUUCCGCAACUCGGCUGCGACGACGGCUCCGGCACUUGCAGGCCGAACUCGUAGCGCCAUCACCAUCCCAACCAUCCCAACCACACCAACCACCACCCAGCAGCCACCUACCAGCAACCACCAGCAGCUACCAGCAGCUCCAGCGCUGCGAACAGCCCCAUUCCUUCAGUUGACUUCGCGUUGGCGGUAGCCGCCAGCCGCUGCUGCGAUUGCAAAUCAGAAUCGGAAUCCGGAUGCUGCAGUCAGUGCUCCGGGGCGACUGAGUGGCAAUGGAAUUCGACGGAGCGCUCGGCACCGAUUAUUCCGCCAGAUGCGAGACACGGCAGCCACCAGCGCCCAGCCAGCCAUGAUUGUGAUGAGCAUCUGGUGCAGCAGCCUCAGCCUGAGCAGCCGCAGCCUGGCCAUCGCCCUGGUGAUCUGCGUGACUCUGGUCUACUUCUCCUACAGCUUCAACGCCUGCCUCCUGGCCAGCAUCAGUCGCAGCCUGCAGCAGAGCAACUUACGCAACCUACUGGCGCUGACCUCCUCGCCCCGCAACGAGACCAAUAACGCCACCAACAGCAGCAGCAGCAGCAGCAGCAGGAACAGCUCAUCCACCACCGGUGCUCCGCCGGCACAGACGGUGACCAGCAGCCUGGAUGGGGCGCCCAAGUAUCAGCUGCUCCGUCAGCAGGGGCUCCGACCAUCGCGCCACCUGCCCGACACGCUUAUCAUUGGCGUGAAGAAGAGCGGGACGCGGGCGCUGCUCGAGUUCAUCCGCCUGCAUCCGGACGUGCGGGCCGCCGGCUCGGAGGUGCACUUCUUCGACAGGCACUACCAGCGGGGACUACGCUGGUACCGCCACCACAUGCCGUACACCAUCGAGGGCCAGAUCACCAUGGAGAAGACGCCCAGCUACUUCGUCACCAAGGAGGUGCCGCAGCGCGUCUACCACAUGAAUCCGGCCACAAAAUUGCUGAUUGUGGUGCGGGAUCCGGUGACGCGGGCCAUCUCCGACUACACGCAGGCGGCGAGCAAGAAGGCGGACAUGAAGCGCUUCGAGCAGCUGGCCUUCGUCAACGGGAGCUACUCGGUGGUGGACACCAACUGGGGGCCGGUGAAGAUCGGCGUCUAUGCACGCUACCUGGAGCGCUGGCUGCUCUACUUUCCGCUCUCGCAGCUGCUCUUCAUCAGCGGCGAGCGGCUGAUCAUGGAUCCCGCCUACGAGAUUGGACGCGUACAGGACUUCCUCGGCCUGAAGCGCGUGGUCACCGAGAAGCACUUCUACUUCAAUGCCACCAAGGGCUUCCCCUGCCUCUUCAAGUCGGAGGCCCGCUCCACGCCCCACUGUCUGGGUAAGACCAAGGGGCGCAACCAUCCGCACAUAGAUCCCGGGGCCAUAGAGCGCCUCCGCGAGUUCUAUCGGCCGUUCAACAACAAGUUUUACCAGCUGACGGGCAUCAACUUCGCCUGGCCAUAGGAUCCACGGCUGGGUGAGUAGACGGAACUGGGAUACAUGCAAGGCUAGUACCGAAAUGGAUUGGAUUGGCCAGAGACUAGGCCAGAGGCUAGCCAUCUUCACUGAUCUGCUCAAUUUACAUAUCACAUCCAUCCCCAUUGGAGUAUGCUUGACUAUCCCCAAGUCCUAAUCCCUAAUCCCUAAUAUCUGGUAUCAAUUUCCGUUUCAGCAGGCGCGAAACGAAUGGAGUUUGAGAAUAGGAGAUAUUGUUGUUGCUGGCCACGGCAACGGACUGAUAUUGUUGAUUGCAUUUUUGAUACAUAUAAUUGUACUUAUAUAUAGUAUAUACACACACAUAAAGUUAGUGCUCAAUUAAUUGUAGCUUUAUCUGGAGACAAAUUCAACGAAGUGCGCCCCCUGAAAAGUCCGCACUCAAACAAUACGGUUCCUCACUCCAAUUCAAAUGAAAUGAAACUCAACUCACUCUUCCCACUAUACUCAAAAGUCAGGCAGUUGGACGUGGAGGAGCCACGUUCGAUCCACGUUCGAGAUGGACAUGGUUCCCCCGUCCGCUGGGCACACACAUUGCUAUGUACUACCACUACCUAAGAUCAUUAUACCUAAGAUCAUUAUGUGCAUUUAUAUACAAGAAUAGUGAAAAAAUAGAGCUUACUACGAAAUUCCUACAGUCUCCUAAACUAAACAACAUAUACAAAAUAUUGUAUGCAUAGUUCCAAGAAUUUCAAUUGCAUGACUCAACCAAUACGAUUGCUUAGCCAAUUUCAAUUAAAACACAAACUAAAUAAAUCGACCUUAAAUCUAGUCAGCCGCUAA
Drosophila simulans is the source of this 2274-nucleotide messenger RNA. It is a transcript of the gene Hs3st-B, whose product is annotated as heparan sulfate glucosamine 3-O-sulfotransferase 6. Bases 313 to 1461 code for a protein of 382 amino acids. Gene Ontology annotation, molecular function: [heparan sulfate]-glucosamine 3-sulfotransferase activity. The transcript is spliced from 3 exons. Lineage: Eukaryota; Metazoa; Arthropoda; Insecta; Diptera; Drosophilidae. The record is from RefSeq and is a predicted model, not a curated record.